AUGUCGUACAUUCGGACCUGUUCCUCUCUGUUUCUCAAGCUGCAUCAUCGUGCACCUCAGCUCGUGGUGCUUUCAUGUCGUCCUGAACUUGUCCAAAGGAAUCCUGCACAAUCGGCUCCUGCAUUCGUUUUACGCUCCGAGCGAAGGAGCAUGAGUCCAGCCUUUGUGUUGAACAGCACGUUCAGCGUCAUAGGCCAUUACCAAACGACACGACGUAUCGGUUAUUUCCUUUUUCAACACAGUGAGCAAAUUGGUGAAUGCACGCAUCUUGCGAACGUGCAACCCGAAGCGCUGACGACACCAGUACGGUAUCAUGAACUCCUGCUAAAUCUCAUUCUCAUAUGCAAUUUUGACGCUCGCAUACUCCCUGAAUCAAGUGAUGAAAGUACGCCCUCUGCACGAUACGGCGCCCAGAGCGUCGGCACAGGUCCGGACGGCAUUCCUCAAUCUGUUGGAAUGUCCCGCGGCGUCUAUGAUGCCCAGCUGCAGAUGAUACUGAACGCUGGAAACCAUGAGCAGCUUCCUGUGAUAUCCGUUCGGAUCUUUGGAUCCUUCAUUAUGGUUUGGAGGUACGUCGACGCUCAUGAUAUUGCUGGACCUUGGAUGCACGCCCACCACGAAGAGUUUCUUAUCACCUACCGUGAACAGUUGGAUACGACUCGCAUUGUUCGACUCAUGAUUCGGUUUCCGAUGAAUUCGAUGGAGAUUAAGCCUUCGUUGGUCUGCAACGUUACUGUAUGCUUCGUUCCGUUUUCGCCCGGUCUAGGAGAAAUCUUGAGCGAGCUCUACCAAUACAUUUCGCGGACUCGUUUGAACUCUUCACAUUUGCUUCCGGGUGUCCGCCCUAACCCGCUGAGGAGGCCACACAACAUUGUAGACACUCAUCUAUGGCGAUGUAAUGAGCAUUAA
This is a messenger RNA of Cyanidioschyzon merolae strain 10D, 909 nucleotides long. RefSeq lists its product as hypothetical. The record is from RefSeq and is a predicted model, not a curated record. NCBI's taxonomy places the organism in Eukaryota, Rhodophyta, Bangiophyceae, Cyanidiales, Cyanidiaceae. The transcript has a single exon. The coding region runs from base 1 to 909 and encodes 302 amino acids.